GAAGCACCUGGUCAGAAGAGGCUGCUAUUCCUUUUGUUUUGAUUCUUUUUCUGUCAAAAACUCAAAAUGAGACAUGUGAUAUGCAUGGUCUCAGAUUUCUUUUAUCCAAACUUGGGAGGAGUUGAGUCCCACAUUUUCAAUCUCUCACAAUGUCUGAUAAAGCUCGGGCACAAAGUUGUUGUCAUCACUCAUUCUUACGGAAACCGGGUCGGAGUACGCUAUAUGACGAAUGGCCUUAAAGUAUAUUACCUUCCUGUCAAAACUAUGCAUGAUCAAGUCGUUCUUCCAACUCUCUUUGCUUCCUUGUCCAUUUUCCGCAACAUUUUCAUCAGGGAAUGCAUUGAAAUUGUUCAUGGACAUUCUGCCUUUUCAACCUUAGCACAUGAGGGUAUUUUAAUUGCUAGGUUAUUAGGUCUUAAGGCUGUUUUCACUGAUCAUUCCUUAUAUGGGUUUGCUGAUGUAUCUGCAAUCCUAACAAACAAACUUCUUGAAAUCACAUUGUCAGGUAUUAACCACUGCAUCUGUGUUUCACAUACAGGGAAAGAAAACACAGUUUUAAGAGCAAAGGUACCUGCUAAUUAUGUAUCAGUGAUACCAAAUGCAACAGACACAACACUAUUUAAACCAGAUGUAUCAAAAAGGGAUAAACGUAAAAGUAUGUUCCCUUUGAUAGUUAAUACAAUCUCAAACAAAUUUCUUAAAAAUGGUCUUUACAUUCCAGUAACAAUAGUGGCUUUAAGCCGACUAGUCUACAGAAAAGGUAUUGAUUUGCUGGCCUCCGUAAUUCCUAUUAUUUGUAAAAAAUAUCCUAAGGUUCACUUUCUGAUUGGCGGCGAUGGACCAAAGAGGAUUGUACUUGAACAGGUCCGUGAAAAAGAAGCUUUACAUGAAAGAGUGUCCUUACUUGGGGCACUGGACCAAUCUGAAGUGCACGAGACGCUGCUGCAAGGUCAUAUUUUCUUAAACACAUCAUUAACCGAAGCUUACUGCAUAGCUAUCGUUGAAGCUGCAGCAUGCGGUUUGCAGGUGGUUAGCACAAAAGUUGGUGGUAUUCCUGAAGUCCUUCCACCAGAAAUGAUUCGUAUGGCGCAACCCAACGUCAACGCAAUCGUUUCGGCUUUGGAUGACGCCAUCGACUCCCACCUGAAAGGAACUUGUAUGUCUCCAUCGGCGUGUCAUCAGUUCAUUCAUCGCACCUACAACUGGCUCGACAUUGCUACGCGGACGCAACUAGUUUACGAUAAUGUGAAAAAGCAACCAAAUUCUUCGGUUGGAAAAUUGCUACGCAGAUAUCGAACCUGUGGACCCGUCUCUGGCCCUUUUUUCGUCCUGAUCUUUACUAUAUGCCACAUACUACUGCAGUUCUUCGAGUGGUUUUACCCGCGUCAUUUGAUCGACAUCGCGCCAGACUAUAAUGGAUGGAAAAAAAACGUUAAAGCUACGAACCUUUGCGUCAGAAACAACAAACAAACACAAACACCUUAAAGAUUCCCACUGCCUUUACCGCUGCGCGGUUUGAGACAGCAUGCUUAUAAGGCAUUAGACCCGGUGUCGCACCUAUAUUUAGUCAUGCUCGCGAGUUCUCACAGUUUCUAGGUAUAUCGGGCUACAACUACAAAAUGCCCGCGGAAUUGUGUAGCAGCUUGUUAUCUACGUGUUUGUCCAAAUCCAUGUAAUUGAAUUGCACAUGAUUUUAGUAGUAAAAAUUUUAAUUUCAAAAU
Molecule: messenger RNA, 1721 nt
Organism: Daphnia carinata
Lineage: Eukaryota; Metazoa; Arthropoda; Branchiopoda; Diplostraca; Daphniidae
Gene: PIG-A
Product: phosphatidylinositol N-acetylglucosaminyltransferase subunit A-like
Exons: 9
Coding region: 67-1485 (472 amino acids)
Biological process (GO): GPI anchor biosynthetic process
Cellular component (GO): glycosylphosphatidylinositol-N-acetylglucosaminyltransferase (GPI-GnT) complex
Molecular function (GO): phosphatidylinositol N-acetylglucosaminyltransferase activity
Source: RefSeq, a predicted model, not a curated record